CAAGGCGGAAGGGGCUGAAAGGGAACACGUGAUUUUCGUCUUUCUUAGUUUCUUUGUAUUUAAAGUUGGAGAUAAGGAAUUAGUAUAUUAUCUGCAGUUAUUUAUGUAAAAGCAGGAGCGGCAGGGCCAUGUCUUCCGCGGCCGCCCCCCCGCAGUCGCGCCCUUCGUCCGUGCCCUCCAGGCAGCGGCAGCAGCGAUGGGACAGUUCGGAGGACCACCACAAGACGGGCGUCACGGUUACGCUGCCAACGAUUCAGGUGACGGAAGCGAAGCAGGCCACGAUGGGCACUGGCGGCCUGGAAGUCCUCCCAACGGAACUCAUAGACACGAGCGGACUCCCAAAGCCCUUAGCGGAGGACACCCACGCCCUGAACGCCGCCUUGCUCUCGCCGCCCGGAGAGAUCCCGACGUCGUUCCUGCCGGCGUUGUCUGGGCCCUCGAAGCCCCACGCGCCAGGAGCAGAUUUGAAACUCCCGCCCUUGGUAGAAGCCCCCGUCUUACCACCCCGGACCCUCGACGACGCCAUUGAACUCGUCAGCAAAUGCAACAUGAUGCUGUACCUCACCCUCAAGCACCCGCCCUCUGAACUUGAGUACAACCCCUACAGCUUCAACGUCGUCAGUGGGCGGCCGAAGGGGCUGCGGGAGUACGCCAUCCUCAGCAACGCGGGCGUGACCCAAGUGUGGCCUACUGAAGUCACGUUCACGCCCAUUGAUGCCUUUCAGAGGGAGUUCCAGCUGUACAACAAAUUGCGGAAGAUCCGCUUCUUCCGCGUGUUCCGCCUCCGGAAGACGUGGCAGGUGUGGCGGAAGAUCGUGCGCUCGCGGAAACUCCGGGAGGCGAAGGCAAGGAUCACGGCGUACCUGGUGAUCCUUCAGCCGCCCUUCUUCGGCACGCUAGCCAACGUGGCAGCCCUUUGCCACAAGCUCUCGCACAUGGGCCUGCUGGAGGUGGCUCUGGAGGAACCUGUGGUGAUGGACGCCUGGGUGAGCGACGUCCAAGGAGCGCUUGAGAGUGUGAGGACCCGAUUGCACGCCUUCAGGUCGCUCCUUCUGCAGGUGGUGGCCAGCAUGGUGCAUACCGACGAACCUGCAGGCGACGGCGACGGAUCGGAAUUACUGAGUGGAGAGAAGAAAUCACCGCGGAGUAAUACAGGUUCGUCCUCCAUGCCUCGACGCCAUGCUUCGGCUUCGAUCGUCAAGUGA
Molecule: messenger RNA, 1205 nt
Organism: Penaeus chinensis
Lineage: Eukaryota; Metazoa; Arthropoda; Malacostraca; Decapoda; Penaeidae
Exons: 7
Coding region: 129-1205 (358 amino acids)
Source: RefSeq, a predicted model, not a curated record